AGCUGUAGGUGUUUGUGGAUGCAUUUUCAUCCUGGCAGGCGCCCUGAUCCUCUGUUUUAAGAAGAGGAAAAUUACUUCUGUCCCGAAGCUGAUCCCUGCACCAAAUAUCUGCAUUAGCAAUCCGCAAUUCGGCAGUCCCAUCUCCUCCCCCCCCGAGACAGUCGUGCUGAUGGACAAAGCGCCCCCGCCAUCCCGUUCCCUGCAACAAGGCCGGAAUCUGUACACCGUCAUCAACGCCGUGCCCGUACGACGGUGGAAAGAGUUUGUGAGGGGCCUGGGGCUGCAGGACGGCGAAAUCGAGCUGGUGGAACUGGAGCACUCUCAGUUCCGCGAGCAGCAGUACGAGAUGUUGAAGCGCUGGUGUCAGCAGCGGGGCGCCUCGUUGGCAGCCAUUUUGGACACCCUGGAGGCCAUGCAGUUGGGCGGCUGCGCCCAGGAACUGAAGGAGAAGCUGCAGGGGGAGCAUCUGCGGGGCAACCCAUGAGGUGGACGGCGACGGGGGCUCCCCUGUACGGGGAGAUACA
Pseudonaja textilis is the source of this 524-nucleotide messenger RNA. RefSeq names its product TNF receptor superfamily member 25 (gene TNFRSF25). The record is from RefSeq and is a predicted model, not a curated record. Gene Ontology annotation, cellular component: plasma membrane. Gene Ontology annotation, molecular function: protein binding. Lineage: Eukaryota; Metazoa; Chordata; Lepidosauria; Squamata; Elapidae. Gene Ontology annotation, biological process: signal transduction.